AUGUCUGCUGAGAAGAGAAAGAGGCAACUCCUUGAACUUGAAGAGAUGCGGCUUCAUGCUUAUGAUUCCUCCAAGAGUUACAAGGAGAAGGUCAAAUUCUACCAUGACAAGAAGCUGGUGAAGAAAAUCUUCCAUCCUGGUCAACAAGUCUCACUAUUCAACUCCCGCUUCAAACUCUUUGCGGACAAAUUGAAGUCCAAGUGGUCGGGUCCGUUUACUAUUAAAGAUGUCAAACAAUAUGGAGCAAUUGAGUUGAUAGAUCCUUCCUCUGAUGACCCACACAGAAGCUGGGUAGUUAAUGGUCAAAGGCUCAAACACUACUUGGGUGGUGAGGUUGAUCGCCUCAACACAAGUGUUGAGUUAAUUGGCCCUUGA
Messenger RNA from Vigna radiata var. radiata (mung bean), 375 nucleotides. RefSeq lists its product as uncharacterized. The record is from RefSeq and is a predicted model, not a curated record. The transcript has a single exon. The coding region runs from base 1 to 375 and encodes 124 amino acids. NCBI's taxonomy places the organism in Eukaryota, Viridiplantae, Streptophyta, Magnoliopsida, Fabales, Fabaceae.